Messenger RNA from Plasmodium adleri (nom. inval.), 3204 nucleotides. Its product is annotated as conserved Plasmodium protein, unknown function. The transcript has 10 exons. Bases 1 to 3204 code for a protein of 1067 amino acids. The record is from RefSeq and is a predicted model, not a curated record. Lineage: Eukaryota; Apicomplexa; Aconoidasida; Haemosporida; Plasmodiidae.
AUGAAAUUAUUCUUUUUAUUUUUCAUGUUUCUUAUAAAAUGUACCACCUCAAUUUAUGAUGACAAUUUUAUAUUUACAUUCAAAAACGCGAAAAAAAUAAAUACAAUCAAAAAUAACGUCACAAAAUACGAAGUAGAAUUAAACUUAAUCUUCAAUGUCAAAAAAAGUGGAAAGGAAUUUUUUUUAGUUUCUUUAAUACCUGCUCACAAUUUACAAAUAUUACAAUUUAAAAAAGAAGAGACCAAUGAAAUAAAUGAAAACGUGGAAAUUAAACUUAACACCACACAAAUGAAAGAUAAAGACUCAUGUGAUUAUGUCAUAACAGCUAAAAUGUACUUAUUAAAAUUAACUAAAGAUGAAUUAAAGAAAUUUAAAAUAUAUCAUUAUCCUUUUGAAAAUAAAGAGAAUACAAAAAAUGUUCCACCUGAAUAUGAAUACUCAGAAAAAUCUUUAAAAACUUUUUUUCCUUCUAUACCAACUAUAUAUCCUUCCACUUAUAUUUUAAAGAUCUCUGUGGAGAUAUCAAAGGAGGGGUUAAAUUCGGAGGGCAUAUGGAUAUUUUCUAUUGCUGAAAAAAAUGAUUCAAGUUCAGAGAAACAAAAAUGUACUAUAUAUUCUGAUCAGCUAGCUGAAAUAUUUCUACAAAAAUCAACUUCCAAUAAUUUCUUCUUGCUAUAUUGUAACAGUACCACAAAUGCAGAAAUAUUAAAUUUAAUUCCAGAUAUAAGAAAAAAUUUUGACGUUCAAUUAUUUACUACCAAAAAUUUUUAUGGAGCUCAUGAAUCUAUCUACAAAGUACAAAUAGACUUUGAUAAAAUAGACACAACAUUACAAGCUGAUAAAAUAAUGAUUAGUAUUAAACUACCAGUAGAUUUAUGCUAUUCCAAUUCUUGUUUUAAUAAAAAUGCUACAAAUCCAUGUUUAAAUAUCAAGUCCAAUCCUUUUGAUGAAUGUACAUAUAUUUUUAGAAGUUAUAAAUUUCUCUUGAAAUCAAAACGUAAUGAGGUUAUAACUAAAAAAUUUGAUGUACUUAUAGAAAAUAUCAAUAACCCUAUUAUUGAUAUCGAUAGGGAUAAAAUGUGGGUUAUUAAUGUUUAUACUAUCGAUGCCAUAAAUUUUGUAAUUAAUUCAGAACAUAAGGAAAUAUUAGAAAGGGUAUCAGAUGAUGUGUGCUCAAAAAAUUUUAUAAACAAAUUUAUAAAUAAAUAUUCUGAUACCAUUACAUGGAUUGCUUCACACAUGGCAAUUAAGUCCACACCCCCUUUGAUUUUCUUAAAAGUGGAACCGAUUAAUAAUUACGAAUUAAUAGAAAACCCACUCAUUGUACAAUUCAAAUUACUCUUUUUGGAAGGACAUAUUUUCAAGAACUGUCUCAUAGAAAUGAAAUCCAUACAUAGAUUUACAUCCGUUCUUACAAAAACAGAAAACCGAUAUAAUAUAUAUAAUCACAAAUUAUUGUUACCUAAUUCUAGCUUCAAACCAAUUAUUGAUGAAGAACAUAAAAUAGAUAUUGAAAAAGGUGUAAUUAAAAAUAAUGACAUUAUAGAGUUUGCAAUAGAUAUAAAAAAAUAUCGAAAUAAUGAAUACUGGUAUGUUAUUAUAAAAUGCCUAAAUAAUCAAAAUGUAUAUGUAAAAGAAGCACAGUCAUUAUUUAUUUAUCCUAUAGAAAAUAAAAAAAUAUAUAUAAGUGAUUUAUAUUACAGAAACAAAAUUGAUCAAAACAAAUAUAUGUUUUAUUUAAAUAUAUUUGUAUAUGAUGAAAAAGAAUUAGAUAUAAAAUUAUCUUUGUCAUCAAUUCAAGAAAAUAAUAAUGUACAAUUAAGUGAAUCAUGUAAUGCUUUUGUUUAUACUUCUUGUUAUAAUCUUGUUUAUCAUGAAUGCUCAAAAAUAAAAGAACAAAAAAUUAUCUAUCAAAUUAACUCCUACAAAUCAACAGAUAAACAUUUUACUGUUUUCUUUCCUUUAAUAAUUCAAAAGACUAAUGAAAAUUUCAACCUACAAAUUGAAUUAGACACCAAAAAUAAUCCAAGACAUGUUAUAAAAAAAAUGAACAUUAAUAUAGAAAAUAUAUUAUUGAAAAAUUCUAAUAAACCAUGUAUAAACCAAUUAAUAUGGAAAUUAAAAAAAUAUAAAAAAAAAUAUGAAUCUCAUUUAUUUAUUUUAUUUAAAGUUGUAAAUUGUCAACAAAUUUAUGAACCUUUUUUAGUCAGUUUUCAAAAUAAUGAAAAUUUCUAUGCCAAAACUGAUCCUUUAGAUAAUAGUGAAAAAUUUACAUUUCAAAAAACAUAUAAACAAAAAUAUCCAAUUGAUUAUGAAUCUAUAUCACAAAAAAUUUUUGAAAAAAAUAUCAUAUCAAUCAUUACAAUUGUUCUUAUUGAUUACAAUUUUUUAUAUUCAUUAAAAACAGAUGGAAAAAAUCAAUUUAUGCAAUUCUUAAAAAAAAAUGUUUUCUUUCCUUAUAACAAAUUUUAUGUCGUAUCAUAUUAUAAUAAAGAUUUGUUAAUCGAAUUUUAUAAAUAUAUGGACGUAGCCAAUGUACGUAUUGAUAUUGUUCAGAAGUCAUCAGAUAUACAAAAUUUAAUAGGAGCAUUAGAAAAAACUAUUUCAUUUGCUGAACAAGUAAAACAUAAAGAACAAAAUUAUAUGAAUAGUGAAUAUAGUAUUUUAGUAUUAACAGAUAUCAAAGGAAUGACAAAUGUAAAGGAAAAUACAAAUAUAUAUAUACAAAAUGAUGCUGAUAUAGAUAAAAUAUUUUCAAGAAUUUAUAUUAUAUCUUUUGAAAAAGGCGAUUAUUCUAACACUGAUAUUUUUUAUCAAUCAAUUCAAAAAGUAGAUCAUAUGUACAUAUAUAAUUAUAAAAAAAUAAAAAAGGAUAACCUAUACUUCCUUUCUUUCCAUAAAUAUGUUAUUGACGAACAAUUAAUGUUACACUACUCAAAAUCUAUAUUACAAGAUUAUAUUAUUUUGCACACACAAAUUUAUAAAACAUCAUGGUAUUUGCUAGGAAUAUGUAGAAAUAAUAUUCUAAAAAAUAGUAUGAUCAAUAGAAAAUUACAUAUAUAUUAUGUGGAUCAACUUAUAAAAACUGUUGCAUAUACCAUAUCAAAAGAAGAAACUAAUACUGUAUACGAUAAUUCAUCCAUAUCUUCUUUUCAAGAUAUGUGUAACAUUUUUACUCAUAUGCAAUUAUUAGGAUAUAAAUAG